AUGGAACCAUCAGUUACCGCAGUCUUCGAGCCUGUGACAUGCACAUGGCAGUAUAUUGUCUCAGACCCAAGCACCCGCUCAGCCGCAAUCAUCGACAGCGUCCUAGACUACAACUCCACGACCGCAGCAAUCUCCACACGCUCUGCCGAUGCCCUACUCAGUAUUAUUGCCGAGAAAAAUCUCAACGUCACACUCAUCCUCGAAACUCACGCCCACGCAGACCACCUCACCGCCGCGAGCUACCUGCAGAAUAAACUGUCCGAUCCUCAGGCUGUAGACGGAGCGGGGUCAGUCAAGCCGCCGAUCUGUGUCGGAGAGCGGAUCAAACAAGUCCAGAGCACCUUUGCCGCAAAGUACGGAAUGUCGGAACAAGAGUAUGCAGGUGUGUUUGAUAAGCUCUGGAACGACGACGAGGAGUUUGCCAUCGGCGGCCUCUCAGCUCGCGCAGUUCACUUGCCUGGACAUACACCAGACCACAUGGGCUACCACGUUGGCAACAACGUCUUCGUGGGCGACUCAAUCUUCCAACCCGACGUCGGCUCCGCACGCGCCGACUUCCCGGGAGGCAGCGCACCCGCAAUCUACGACUCGUGCCGGAACAAGCUCCUCUCUCUUCCCGGCGAGACCAAGAUCUGGGUCGGCCACGACUACCCUCCCUCGUCCAAUAGCCCAGAAGACAGCGGAAGGGCGCCACGCCCAUGGGCCACCGUCGACGAGCACAGACAGCACAACAUACACCUGCGCGACGGCGUGGGCAGGGAGGACUUCACACAGAUGCGCUCUACACGGGACAGUAAGCUGUCGGCGCCGAGAUUGAUUGACCAGGCGCUGCGUGUCAAUAUAUGUGGUGGGAGAUUGCAUGGCUUCGAGAAGGACGGCGACAAGGUUGUGAAAUUGCCGCAAGGCAUGGUGGCGGAGACCAUGGCUUCAUGGAGGGGACUCUGA
This is a messenger RNA of Microdochium trichocladiopsis, 945 nucleotides long. RefSeq names its product beta-lactamase-like protein. NCBI's taxonomy places the organism in Eukaryota, Fungi, Ascomycota, Sordariomycetes, Xylariales, Microdochiaceae. The record is from RefSeq and is a predicted model, not a curated record. Gene Ontology annotation, molecular function: sulfur dioxygenase activity. Bases 1 to 945 code for a protein of 314 amino acids. Gene Ontology annotation, biological process: hydrogen sulfide metabolic process; glutathione metabolic process. The transcript has 3 exons.